Messenger RNA from Pan troglodytes (chimpanzee), 939 nucleotides. It is a transcript of the gene OR51B6, whose product is annotated as olfactory receptor family 51 subfamily B member 6. NCBI's taxonomy places the organism in Eukaryota, Metazoa, Chordata, Mammalia, Primates, Hominidae. The transcript has a single exon. Gene Ontology annotation, cellular component: plasma membrane. The record is from RefSeq and is a predicted model, not a curated record. Bases 1 to 939 code for a protein of 312 amino acids. Gene Ontology annotation, biological process: G protein-coupled receptor signaling pathway. Gene Ontology annotation, molecular function: olfactory receptor activity; G protein-coupled receptor activity.
AUGGGGCUCAAUAAGUCUGCUUCCACCUUCCAGCUUACUGGCUUCCCAGGCAUGGAGAAGGCACAUCACUGGAUAUUCAUCCCGUUAUUGGCAGCCUACAACUCCAUACUUCUUGGCAAUGGCACUCUUCUCUUUCUCAUCAGGAAUGAUCAUAACCUCCAUGAGCCCAUGUACUAUUUCUUAGCUAUGUUGGCAGCUACAGACCUCGGAGUGACAUUGACCACAAUGCCCACAGUGCUAGGUGUUCUGUGGUUAGAUCACAGGGAGAUUGGCCAUGGAGCCUGCUUCUCUCAGGCCUAUUUUGUCCGUACUCUUUCUGUCAUGGAGUCAGGUGUCUUGCUUGCCAUGGCUUAUGACCGUUUCAUUGCCAUCCGCAACCCCUUAAGAUAUACCUCUAUCCUGACCAACACCCAGGUAAUGAAGAUUGGUGUGGGGGUAUUGACAAGGGCUGGUCUAUCCAUUAUGCCAAUAGUUGUUCGCCUACACUGGUUUCCCUACUGUCGAUCCCAUGUACUCUCCCAUGCUUUCUGUCUACACCAAGAUGUCAUCAAGCUAGCCUGUGCUGACAUCACCUUCAACUGUCUCUAUCCAGUUGUAGUUUUAUUUGCAAUGGUCUUGUUGGACUUUCUCAUCAUCUUUUUCUCCUACAUUUUGAUUCUCAAGACUGUCAGGGGCAUUGGUUCUGGAGGAGAAAGGGCCAAGGCCCUCAACACAUGUGUCUCUCAUAUCUGCUGCAUCCUGGUCUUCUAUGUCACUGUAGUUUGUCUGACAUUUAUUCAUAGGUUUGGAAAGCAUGUUCCUCAUGUCGUUCACAUCACAAUGAGCUACAUCCACUUCCUUUUCCCACCUUUUAUGAACCCAUUUAUCUAUAGCAUUAAAACUAAGCAGAUUCAGAGUGGCAUACUUCACUUAUUCUCUCUGCCUCACUCUAGAGCAUGA